Austrofundulus limnaeus is the source of this 1657-nucleotide messenger RNA. Its product is annotated as transforming protein RhoA. Gene Ontology annotation, molecular function: GTPase activity; GTP binding. Gene Ontology annotation, biological process: small GTPase-mediated signal transduction. The coding region runs from base 105 to 686 and encodes 193 amino acids. Lineage: Eukaryota; Metazoa; Chordata; Actinopteri; Cyprinodontiformes; Rivulidae. The transcript is spliced from 5 exons. The record is from RefSeq and is a predicted model, not a curated record.
CUUCCCUCCUGGUAAUCCUCCAGCAUCAGCGCAGCAACAAAGGAGGCUAACACACAAAUCGCUACUUUGAUUUCAGUUCAAGAGAUUUUUACCUAUUAUUUGCUAUGGCAGCAAUCAGGAAAAAGCUGGUUAUAGUGGGAGACGGAGCCUGUGGGAAGACCUGUCUGCUCAUCGUGUUCAGCAAGGACCAGUUCCCUGAAGUCUACGUGCCUACAGUGUUUGAGAACUACGUUGCUGACAUUGAAGUUGAUGGCAAACAGGUUGAAUUAGCUCUGUGGGAUACAGCGGGUCAAGAAGACUAUGACAGGCUCCGCCCUCUCUCCUAUCCAGACACUGAUGUCAUUCUUAUGUGCUUCUCCAUCGACAGCCCAGACAGUCUUGAAAACAUCCCUGAGAAGUGGACCCCUGAGGUGAAACAUUUCUGUCCUAACGUUCCCAUCAUCCUGGUGGGGAAUAAAAAGGACUUGCGUAAUGACGACCACACUCGGAGAGAACUAGCCAAGAUGAAGCAGGAACCCGUGAAACCAGAGGACGGGCGGGACAUGGCGAACAGGAUCGGUGCCUUUGGAUACAUGGAGUGCUCCGCAAAAACAAAGGAUGGUGUGAGGGAAGUGUUCGAGAUGGCCACCAGGGCUGCACUACAAGCCAGGCGAGGAAAGAAAAGCAAUAAAUGUAACCUACUGUAAACGGGGGGCAUGAGGACUGCCUCCRACAAGGUGGGGGCAAGAAGGAGAAUUAGGCCAAUCCUACCCCCAGACAAACCCACACAAAAGACUAUUCUCCCUGUUUUUACUAAAGGUGUAAUGCUUUUACUGUUUUGUCUUAAGCAGAAGUAGUCAGGUUGUCAGUAUUCAACUUUGAGGUUAUGGAAAAUACUUUUUUUGUACUUUUAACAUGAGUAAAAAAGAAAAUUGCCAUAAGGAAGCCUCCUUUAACAUGUAUGUAACUGAAAAGGUCAGCCAGGGGACCUGUUGUGUCAUAAUUGCCAACUACAGCUAAGUGCUUAAGUCCUGCCUGCUGAUCUGAGGAAUGUGUCCACAGCCAAGUAGGGUGAAGUACCUGCACACUGUGACCUGUAGUCCUUUAACUAUUCCCACUAACUGAUGCACACAUUAAGACUAAACCUCAAAUGUGUAAACAAACAAUCUUAUGUGCAUUAUGACAACAUGCACAUCACAAGACUGGAAACCUAUUUUGCGAAAACACAAGGGUUUUGUGUGUGAAAUUACUUUGUAAGAAUAGUAAAAAAAAUUACUUCACUUGACUGGGAAACACUGAACGACAACAGUCGAGUUGCAGUAUCGCUCAAAUAUGAAACUAAAGCAAACGCAGGCUCCCAGCAGAUUGUUUUCAGGUUGAAAUUUAGCGUGGGUGGCCAGUUUAAGGUCUUUUUUUGCAUUAUGCAUUUCAGAGUUGGUCAGGGUCCCGGCUCAGCCAUAGUGCAAAAUCAAGUGCACUUAGGACGUAUGGUGGGCAUUACAGAUUAAUACGAGCCYUUCUUCAGGUGUUGUCUUGUCAUUCAGACCUGAUGGAUGUUGCGUUGUUUUGAAGAAAAGCAUACAAGCCCUUAAACUAGUUCUUGAAAAAGCAAUUAUAUGUAUUAAUCAGGAUGUUUUCAAUUGAAAAAUAAACUUGUCAGUGCUCCCUGGUGGACAAA